CUACGCCCUCCAAACUUCCAAGGCUAAAGCUUCCAUUCUCAUCGUCUCCAGAAAUGGAGCUCACGCUAACAAUGUCCAUGGCCACGGCACUGAUGGUUACCAUCGUCGUCAUCCUCGUGCUCGGCUCCGUCGUGAGGCCGCGCCGCAGACAGCGGAAGGCGCUGAACCUCCCGCCGGGCCCAAGGGGAUGGCCGGUGUUCGGCAGCCUGAGCUUGCUAGCAGACACGCUCCCCCCGCACCGUGUGCUAGCCAAGCUCGCGGCGCGCUACGGCCCGCUCUUGCACCUCCGGCUCGGCUCCUUCCACGUCGUGGUCGCCUCCUCCGCGGACACGGCGCGGCUCGUCCUCAAGACCCACGACCUCGCCUUCGCCGACCGCCCGCCGGCGGCCUGGGGCGCGAUCAUCGCCUACAACUACAAGGGCAUCGUGCAGACGCCCUACGGCCCCUACUGGCGCAUGGCGCGCAAGCUGUGCGCCACGGAGCUUUUCUCCGCGCAACUCGUCGACAAGUUCGAGCCCGUGCGCGCGGAGGAGACGCGCGGCCUGACGCGCGGCCUGUUCGAGCGUGCCGGCACCGCCGUGCAGGUGAAGGAGCUCCUGAUGAGCUUCACGAUGCGGAACAUCCUCCGCAUGGCGCUCGGGGAGAAGUGGUCGAGCUACUACUGCAGCGCCGAGGGUGAAGGGUUCCGGCGCUCGCUCGAGGAGGCGUUUGCGGUGAGCGGCGCGGUGAGCAACGUAGGGGAGUGGGUGCCGUGGCUCGCCUGGCUCGACGUCCAGGGUUUGGUCCGGCGGAUGAAGCGGGUGCACGUGGUGUUCGACCGGUUCAACGAGCAGAUCCUCGACGAGCACCAGGAGGAUCGUCGGCGCGCCGGCGCUGGCGGGUUCGCGGCGAGGGACCUGGUGGACGUGCUCCUGCGACUAGCCGAGGAGGGGCAGGAGGAGCCAACGGAGACCAGGCUCACACGUGCCGGAGUCAAGGCCAUCGUCCAGGACAUCCUCACCGGCGGCACGGAGACCGCAGCGGUGACGAUGGAGUGGGCCAUGGUGGAGCUCCUCCACCGCCCGGACGCUAUGGCGGCCGCCACCAGCGAGCUUGAACGCGUGGUGGGGCGCGGCCGCUGGGUCACCGAGAGCGACCUGCCGGAAUUGCCCUACGUCGAUGCCGUCGUGAAGGAGACGAUGCGGCUGCACCCAGUGGGUCCCCUCCUGAUCCCGCACCAAGCCCGCGAGGACGCGGUGGUCGGCGGAUACGACGUCCCCGCCGGCGCGCGCGUGCUGGUGAACGCAUGGGCCGUGGGGCGCGACCCGGCGUCGUGGCCCGACGCGCCCGGCGCGUUCCGGCCGGAGCGGUUCCUCGCCGGGGGCAGCGCCGAGGGCGUGGAUGCGCGCGGGGCGCACUUCCAGCUGCUGCCGUUCGGGUCCGGGCGGCGGAUGUGCCCGGCGCACAACCUCGCGAUGAGGGAGAUGGCAGCCACGCUGGCCAACCUGGUGCAGGGGUUCGCGUGGCGGCUGCCGGACGGGGUGGCCCCCGAGGACAUGAGCUUGGAGGAAUCCUUCGGGCUGUCCGUGAGCCCGAAGGAGCCGCUCGUUGCGAUCGCCGAGCCAAGGCUGCCGGCACACCUCUACACCACAGUCCACUAGUCAUCCGGCCGGGUUUAUGUUUACCAUUCAUCAGGUGUUUGUAAAUGUAUGGUAUGUCACGUUAAAACAUCAGUGGUGUUCUUGAGUUGUUCGGCACUAAUUACAGUCCCGUGGCACACUACAAGCUUCUGUGCUCAUCCGUAUAGUAUCUCCAAGAGUUACAAAGCGAUAAA
This is a messenger RNA of Panicum hallii, 1813 nucleotides long. Its product is annotated as flavonoid 3'-monooxygenase-like. Gene Ontology annotation, molecular function: heme binding; monooxygenase activity; oxidoreductase activity, acting on paired donors, with incorporation or reduction of molecular oxygen. The transcript has a single exon. The record is from RefSeq and is a predicted model, not a curated record. Lineage: Eukaryota; Viridiplantae; Streptophyta; Magnoliopsida; Poales; Poaceae. The coding region runs from base 54 to 1640 and encodes 528 amino acids.